This is a messenger RNA of Alternaria burnsii, 3450 nucleotides long. RefSeq names its product fad binding domain protein. Bases 1 to 3450 code for a protein of 1149 amino acids. Lineage: Eukaryota; Fungi; Ascomycota; Dothideomycetes; Pleosporales; Pleosporaceae. Gene Ontology annotation, biological process: cholesterol biosynthetic process. Gene Ontology annotation, cellular component: cytoplasm. The transcript has a single exon. The record is from RefSeq and is a predicted model, not a curated record. Gene Ontology annotation, molecular function: phosphomevalonate kinase activity; oxidoreductase activity; FAD binding.
AUGGCCACGCUUGCCAACCUAAAGCGCACCCUUGUGCAAGCCGCCAUAACAGAUACCGCAAUCUUGUCUUCCAGGAGAGUUCCCCUGACGGACGCCCAGUAUGCUGCUGGUUUCUCCGCUUUCACACAAGGUCCCAGCUGGUCAAGCUACUGCGACUUCAUCAUCCCCGAGUUAUCGUAUCUGCUCGCUCCUCUCGAAAAGUCGAACGCAUCUAUAUCGGUAUUGGAGAUUGGACCGGGACCGAAGAGUGUGCUUGGUGACCUGCCAGAGAGCCUACGAGCCAGGAUCCGACGAUACACUGCUUUUGAGCCGAAUGCUUUGUUCGCCAGGAAGCUAGAAGAAUGGUUGGAUGGGAAGGAAGAGAUGAGUAAGAACUUGGGUUCGCCGUUUGCAGGCCACAAGGGUGAUUUUAUCAUCCAUCAGGCUCCUUUCAAUGUCGACAACGAUACUACCAUUGAAGUUAGCAGUGUCGAGAAGUACGAUAUCAUCUUAUUCUGCCAUAGCAUGUAUGGGAUGAAGCCGCAGCACAAGUUCAUCGAGCAAGCCAUCAAAAUGCUCGUUGACGGUGGAAUUGUCGCAGUUUUUCACCGUGAGGGUUUACACAUCGACGGCUUGGCAUGUCAUCAUUCGGCAUCUUAUCCCACUGGAGUGACCGGGGUACAAGACAACGACGAUGCGUUGGACUGCUUCGCGUCCUUCGUUGCUGGUUUCACCAUACACGAUGUCGACGAAAAGAAAGCUAUCCAACCGAUAUGGCGAAAGACAUGUCGUGCUCUAGCCCGUCGCGAAAAUGCUUACCCGAACACGCUCCUGUUCAGUGCGCCUGAGGUCAUGGUGGCUUUCAACCAGCACGCAAACACAGUACCGGAGCUAACAAUAGAUGUGCUUCCGGUACUAGAGCACAAGCCAGUCAAGAAUAAAGAAGCUUGUUCGCAGCGCCCGGCUACCAUUGUGAGACCGGCAUACGUCAAUGACGUUCAGACUUGCGUCUGGUGGGCACUGGAGCAUGGACUGGGUUUGACCAUCGUCGGUGGAGGGCACAGCGCGCACUGUCUCAGGUCCAACGUUGUAGCGAUUGACAUGAGUGCAUUCGACUGCGUAAGUGUUCUCGCUGGAGAAGAUAGAGAAGAAGGGUUGGGUAAUGACUCCAGUCCAUUGGUGGUGGUUGGCGCCGGAUGCAAGGCAGACAAGAUUAUCAACUACAUGCAGAGCGAAGGACUUACCAUACCCUUGGGAUCCCGUCCAAGUGUUGGAGCUGGGCUAUGGUUACAAGGUGGUAUCGGACAUCUUACCAGACUUCAUGGACUUACCUGCGAUAGCAUUGUUGGCGCCGUGAUGAUCAGCGUUGCUUCUGGGGAGAUCAUUCAUGUCGGUUGUGUACCCAGUAAGCAUGUUCCGGCAGCGUCCAGUCGUCCCGAGAACGAAGCCGACAUAUUGUGGGCGCUGAAAGGUGCCGGAACGAAUUUCGGUGUUGUGGUCAGUGUCACCUUCAAGGCUUAUCCCGCUCCCACCUACGUCGUACGAAACUGGGUCCUCCCAUUGACCAAUCACGCCGACGCCAAACGAAAACUCAAAGAAUUCGAAGAGAAGGUCGCAAAUGCGUACGACAAUACUUACUCAGCAGACGCAUACCUGUACUGGGAAAAUGAGAGAUUGAACCUUGGCAUCACCACAUUCGACACCACCGCAUCAUAUAUGACCACGAGAUCUAAGCUCAAUGGCGAUAUAUGGGGAACGGAGAAUGAUUUCAGAACCAUGAACGGCUUUGAAGUAUUCGAAGCUGAGAUGUACAUGUCAGCAAUGCACGGUGGCCAUGGUGGUGGGAAGACAUCGUCUUUCAAGCGUUGUGUGUUCCUCAAGGCUGUUGGAGGACCAAGGGUCGCUCAUUUCUUAGUCACAGCAGUCGAAUCUCGUCCAUCAUCGUUCUGCUAUCUUCAUCUGCUGCAUGGCGGAGGCAGAGAUGGCGAGGUUACACCAGAUACGACUGCUUUCGGUUGCCGAGAAUGGGACUUCGCUUGCGUCAUCACCGGGGUGUGGCAUCGGGAUCAAGAUGGUACAAAGAUUGCUCAAGCUUCUGUACAAUGGGUAUAUGAGGUCGUCGAGAGCUUGCUACUGUUGAGCAACGGAAUCUAUGGAGCUGAUCUUGGCCCAGACCCUCGAGAUGCAGUGCUGGCGCAGAGAGCUUUCGGACCCAAUGCUGUGCGUCUUGGUCGUCUGAAGCGCGUGAUGGACCCACACCACGUUUUGGCAUGGACUUGUCCGCUGCCGAAACCGCCAUUGCCAAAAUUGAUCACUCUUGUCACUGGCGGACAUGGUGCUGGCAAAGACUAUUGUGCUAGCGUGUGGUGUUCUUCCUUCUCGGAUAUGCAAGAGAACGAAACCUUCUCGACACACUGUACUCACGCGCGAGUUGUACGCAUUAGUGAUGCUACGAAACGCGAAUACGCUACGGAGACGCAUGCUGAUUUCAGGCGCCUUGUGGAAGAUCGUGAGUAUAAAGAAGAGCAUCGCGCAAAAUUGACGGCUUUCUACAAGGAGCAGGUGCGACGACGGCCAAGAUUGCCUGAGGAGCACUUCCUGAAGCUCGUGCAUGACGCCGCAGACGCGGACGUUGAUGUUUUGUUCAUCACUGGGAUGAGAGACGACGCACCCGUCGCAUUCUUUUCUCAUCUGGUACCGGAGAGCAGAGUCGUUGAUGUCCGCGUUCAGACCAGCGAGAACUCAAGGGUCGCCCGUGGCGUGGUUAGCGACAGUAAGGCAAACGUGACAGCCCUGUCAUAUCGUCCGAACCGUAUUUUCGAGAACAACUUGCCAGGGCCAAGAGCUGCGCAUGAAUUUGCUCAGAGCUGCUUACACCCCUUCAUUCACAGCGACAUACAGCGACUGGCCGACAUGGUACGCGCAGUCCCAGAUUUUCCCAAGCCAGACAUCCAAUUCCGUCACGUCCUCGGUAUCUCGCAGCAACCAGGCGGCCUCACUCUUUGCGCAUCACUGCUGCAGAGUCAUUUGACUGAGAGCUGGGCCGGGGUCGACGCAAUCGUGUGUUGCGAGGUGGGCGGUCUUGUUUUUGCGCCGGCGUUGGCCUCGCUGGUUGGAGUGCCCCUCGUACCGAUCCGCGAAGCUGGCAAGCUUCCCCCGCCUACAAUCUCCGUCGCUAAGGAUACGUCGUACAUCUCUUCUUUGACUCGCGGUCAAACCAAUGUCGGAAAGCGCAUCGAGAUAGAGCGAGGCGCAAUCGUUGGCUGCGAGUCAGCCGUCGUGGUGGACGAUGUGCUGUCGACAGGUGAGACGCUUUGCGCGGUGCUGCGUCUGUUGAAGAAGGCUGACGUUGAGAAAAUCGUGGUCAUGGUCGUCGCCGAGUUUCCACUCCAUCGUGGGCGUAGAUUGCUACAGAAGCGCGGAUUCGGUAUGGUCAGAGUGCAGAGCUUGCUUGUGUUUGGUGGUCAAUAG